AUGAAAGGCAAGAAGAGCAAGGCUUCAUCCCCCAAGUCUCACACGUCUGGUACUCCCAGUUCCUCUUCCAAGAAGGGACCCAACAAGACUGUGCGCAAAACCGUGCUGAAGGUCAACUCCCCGAAGAGUCCAAAGACAUCAUCCCCGAAGAGUCCAAAGACAUCCUCCCCGAAGAGUCCAAAGACAUCUCCCAAGAACCAGGAGAAAACACCCAAGAAGAACCAGUCACCUAAGACCAAGAUGUCCCCAGGUAUGAAGAAGCCAUCGGCCAGCAUGAGCCCGAUGAAAGGGUCUCCCCGUUUGAGUUUGAAAGACAAGGUGAAGAAGGAUAAUUUUCAGAACAUCUUGGCAAAGAUCUACAAUGAAUAUGACGACAUGAAGCAGUAUAACAAGUUUUGGCGCUCGGAGCUUGAGAAUCGCGGCUGGCAGUGCUCGGUGGCCGCAAAGCCGCGCGAUUAG
Messenger RNA from Cladocopium goreaui, 459 nucleotides. Lineage: Eukaryota; Dinophyceae; Suessiales; Symbiodiniaceae. The record is from the annotation of a GenBank genome assembly.